CUUCCAUCUCUUUUCAGAUGUUCAGUACCAUGGACUUAUUAAUGGGAGCAAAUAAAUCCUAUUUCACUUCUUCACUUAUUCCGUUCACAGUUCAUAAGCUCCAAAACACUAAAAUCAAGUUCAAUAAUCAACACGAACAGAUUUCUUCUUCUUUUUCACCACAAGAUAAACACAUAAUCAACUUAGAUGAAACCAAACAAAUUCAUGCCCACAUGAUUAAAACUCAAUAUAAUCAUAACCAUGCGAUAUCUUUUGAAUUCUUCCAGCGGCAUUCUAGCCCUGCAUCAUUGUUCAAUUUUAUCAUAACCUCCUACGUAAGGAACAACAGCCCUAUACAAGCAUUAAGAAUCUAUGCUUACAUGAGAGAAACAGACUCUGAGAUUGAUACUUUCACCAUUCCGUCAAUUCUCAAAGCUUGUAGUCAGCUGUCGUGGAGUCUUAAACAAGGCCAAGAGAUUCAUGGGUUUGUUCUGAAAGUUGGUUUAGAUUGGGAUGUCUUCGUACUCAACGCGUUGAUUCAGAUGUACACAGAGUGUUACAAUGUAGAAUCUGCUUGCAGUAUGUUUAAUAGAAUGCUUGAAAGAGAAAGAGAUGUUGUUACCUGGAGUACAAUGAUUAGAGGUUACACUAGGAGUAAAUCUUAUGGCAAAGCGUUGGAUCUUAUAAGUGAAAUGCAGUUCCUGCAGGUAAAGCCAAGUGCAGUUGCUAUGUUAAAUAUGGUGAAUCUCUUUGCUGACCUUGGAAGUCCUAAAAUGGCUAGACUUAUUCAUGCUUAUGUGGUAAAGAACAGUGACAUUAGAUCUGUGGGUGUUCCAAUUAAUACUGCUUUGCUAGAUAUGUAUGCUAAAUGCGGAAACAUAGCUCUAGCUCGAAGGCUUUUCAAUAGACUUAACCAGAAAACGGUUGUAUCUUGGUCUGCCAUGAUUGCCGGUUAUAUCAGAUGCAAUAAAUUGGAAGACGGGGUUGAACUUUUUACAAAAAUGCAGGAUGAGAACAUUCUUCCAAAUGAGAUUACGCUGCUGAGUAUAAUUCUAGAAUGUGGUUUUGUAGGAGCACUUAAAUUAGGGAAGCAAGUUCACGCUUACAUGAUCAGGAAUGGAUUUAAGGUAUCAUUCACCUUGGCCACAUCUUUAGUAGAUAUGUAUGGAAAAUGUGGUGAUAUAAAGACUGCAAGAAAAAUAUUUGACAGAACAAGCAAGAGUGAGAGAGAUGUUGCAGUGUGGACUGCCAUAAUUUCAGGAUAUGCAGCGUUAAAUUUUCUUGAUCAGGCUUUUGAACUCUUGCGCCAUAUGAGAAAUGCAGGUAUAUACCCUAAUGAAAUAACCAUGGUGAAUCUCCUUUCACUAUGUGCAGAAACAAGAGCUCUUCAUCUUGGGAAGUCAAUCCAUGCAUACAUAGAUAAGCAAGGGAUAUUAUCUGAUGUCAUAUUAACAACCACUUUGGUCGAUAUGUACGCAAAAUGUGGGGAUAUAGAUAGCGCUUGCAGGGUCUUCAGUGAAGCUUCAACUAGGGAUAUAUGCAUGUGGAAUGCCAUGAUAGGCGGAUUAGCAAUGCAUGGUCUUGGUGUGGAAGCAAUGGAUCUCUUCUCUCAGUUGCAAAGAACGGGUAUGAAACCUAAUGAUAUUACAUUUAUUGGAGCCCUGCAUGCUUGCAGUCAUGCUGGGUUGCUAUCUGAGGGACAAAGGCUUUUUGAUAGAAUGGUGGAUGAAUUUGGUAUCAACCCUAAGGUUGAACAUUAUGGUUGUAUGGUGGAUCUUCUAGGCAGAGCUGGAAAACUCGAUCAGGCACUUGAAAUGAUUAACAGAAUGCCCAUUGAUCCCAACACUGUAGUGUGGGGGAGCCUGCUUGCUGCCUGUAAACAGCAUAAAAAUCUUCAGCUGGGGGAAAUAGCAGCUAAACGGCUUCUUGAAAUGGAUCCAAAUAACUGUGGCUAUAAUGUACUCAUGUCAAAUAUCUAUGCAGCAGCAAAUAGAUGGAAUGAUGUUGCUGGGGUGAGAAAAACCAUGAAAGCUACCGGAAUUAAGAAGGCACCAGGGUUUAGCUCAAUGGAAGUGAAUGGUUAUAUUCAUGAGUUCAUAAUGGGAGACCAGUCUCACCCACAAAUUAAAGAAAUACUUGAGAAAUUAGUCGAGAUGGGCAAGAAACUGAAAUUAGCUGGUCACGUACCAAACACAUCAGCUGUAUUGUUAAAUGUAGAUGAGGAAGAGAAAGAAACAUCACUUACUUAUCAUAGCGAGAAAUUGGCAAUGGCUUUUGGCCUCAUUAGCACGGCUUCAAACACUCCAAUUCGCAUAGUAAAGAAUCUACGUGUUUGUGAUGAUUGUCAUUCUGCAACAAAGCUUCUAUCCAAGAUUUACAGAAGAAUGAUAAUUGUCAGAGACCGUAAUCGCUUCCACCACUUCAGUGAAGGAUCUUGUUCUUGUGGAGAUUAUUGGUAGCGCACGGAUAUACAAAUUAUAUAAA
Papaver somniferum (opium poppy) is the source of this 2463-nucleotide messenger RNA. Its product is annotated as pentatricopeptide repeat-containing protein At4g21065-like. The record is from RefSeq and is a predicted model, not a curated record. The transcript has a single exon. NCBI's taxonomy places the organism in Eukaryota, Viridiplantae, Streptophyta, Magnoliopsida, Ranunculales, Papaveraceae. Gene Ontology annotation, molecular function: protein binding; RNA binding; zinc ion binding. Gene Ontology annotation, biological process: RNA modification. Bases 18 to 2438 code for a protein of 806 amino acids.